AGUUACCCAAUCAGAGCGCGGUCCGCGUCUCCGGUCUCGCGAGGAACAGUUGCGUUGGUGACAACGAAACACUUUUAAACCCAAACACUUCAGUUCGUCGCAUUUCUCCACUGAAGCCGAGGCUCUUGGACCUGGAGAUGAUGGUAACGAGGCGGUCGGUCCGGUCCGGUCCUCCUGUUGUAGUGAUCGGAUCAAAGGGCUGGAGAGACGCGACGGUCCGAUCUAUCGUGCGCGCGGAGGAUCUGGUGCGCAAAACUUACGUUGGACAACUCGAUACCUCUACACGAACAGUCAGGCACAGUCUUGGGACUUCACACAGACCUCCACAGUUAAACGGUUACAACAGCGUCGGAAACGAUGAGAGUGCCUUGGAAAAGAAAGAUCAAUUUGGGCCUAAAUGUACUGGAACUAUGUUCACAUCUGGGAUUAUCAGCGGCCCCUUUCCCCCACCAGCCUUGCGUGAGCAGAGCACAGUGGUCAGCAUGGGCAUGGCAGGUGAUUAUAUGCGGGUUGUGAGAGAGGUGGAGGCUCGUCUACGCAAACAAGCGGCCAGGGUGACCCAGGAGGGCACCAAGAUGGAGCAUCAAAGGGAACGACUGGAGAAGUUACUGCGUAGUCUGAGGAAAGCUUUGCUGGUGAACCAGCAAAGUUCAGAUGGCAGGAUGUUUCGACCAGCCACCUCUGAGACAAUACGGGACGUGGCAGAUGAUCUUCUGCAGUGUGAACGAAGGGAAUUAAAUGUAUUAAAACAAGAACUGGAGACGACGUUAAGAAAGACUUUGACUCAACAACAGGCCUUGGCUGAGUGCAGUAGGCAGCUGUUGGAUUGCUCCUUUGAAAGGUCCAGAGUAACAGAGCUGCUCCCCCAGCACGGCUCACUGUCAGCGGGUGUGAUCACCCACACCUCUCCCCUCUCUCAGAAACCGAACCCUUCUGGACCAUUUACUCCAGAGUGUAAAGAGGCGUUGGAUUGUUCCUCAACAGUACUGCUUGAAUCUCAGCAGCUCAGAGACAACAUUACACAACUCAUAACUCGUGUCUGUAGUAAGCAAACAGCUCUUCACCAAUCAGCCAGUGAUGCUCUGAUGAAAAAAAUUGGCGAAACUAUCAACCUGGAGCAACAUCUCACACUAAGCUCAGCUGCCACAAGACAAGCCAUUUACCGCAAACAGAGACAGAUGGAGUGUGCUGGCUACAGUCUUGGCAAAGCAAUGGGCCCAGUUUGCAGCGCUGAUCUGUUUUGUCGUGAGAGGUUGAGCAGGCCCAUGACUCAGAUCUAUGGGCGGCAUUCAAGUGCUGGACUACCAGAGUCUGACCUGCUCACACAGGGCAGUUCUUUGCUUCAGAAACAUCUGAAAUCUUCAGGUAAAGAGAUGGCAGAGCUCCAGUUUGUUCACCGGCUGCUUGAAGAUGACAGAUAUGGAAAGCGUGCUGCAGUCAGUGUGGACUCUGCCGUCGCCAGGCUGCGCCGUAGACUUCCACGUCCUCCAUCUGUCCGGCCUGCAACCAGUUAA
Paramisgurnus dabryanus is the source of this 1514-nucleotide messenger RNA. It is a transcript of the gene tektl1, whose product is annotated as tektin like 1. NCBI's taxonomy places the organism in Eukaryota, Metazoa, Chordata, Actinopteri, Cypriniformes, Cobitidae. The record is from RefSeq and is a predicted model, not a curated record.